Messenger RNA from Musca domestica (house fly), 751 nucleotides. RefSeq lists its product as uncharacterized. The record is from RefSeq and is a predicted model, not a curated record. The transcript has 2 exons. Lineage: Eukaryota; Metazoa; Arthropoda; Insecta; Diptera; Muscidae. The coding region runs from base 91 to 606 and encodes 171 amino acids.
AAGAAAAUCCAACUGAUUGCUAGUAUUUUGCGAAGUAUCAAUUCUAGAUUACAACAGUAUCUGCGAAUUAACUGGCUGUUGCGGAACGAAAUGAAAGUAUUGAUUGUGUUAUUUGCCAUUGCAGUGGCGAUUCAGGCAUCUCAAGCCUCGCCGCCGAACCGUGCCAAGCGCAGCGAUCAAUUUGUACAGCGUUUCGAAAAAAUGGGCAGUUUGGCCAAGAAUUUAAUACCCCGUACUGAGGUUGUCAUCCUAAAUACCAUUCAGAAAAUACCCAAAACUAAUUCGUACAAUAAAUAUCGUCAGGAUUUACAAUCCUAUGUGAAUUAUCUGAACCAAUACAAAACGAAACGUGGAAAAUGCUAUGAAAAGUCCUUCGAUCUCAUUGGCAAAUAUGCCGAAACUAUGGAACGCUAUGACAAACCAAAUGCCACCGAAGAGGCUCGUAGGGUGCGAAGCCUUUUAAAGGAAUGUGGAAGUGAAACUUUGACCCGUGAUUUGGAUGAAUGGAUCGAUGCCUAUGAAAAGUCAAAUUUUGAUGUUGAAUCACAAAAACUCACAUCGGAGGAUACUAGGAAAAUUAUGACCCUUUUGCAGGAAGUUUGUUAGUGUGGAGCGGUGAGAUUUGAUUGUGAUGUAGUUGAAAUAAAAUUGUGAUUGAGAAAGUAUUAGAAAUGUUUAGAAGUGAAAAUAAAAUUUUAUGAAGUUGUGGAGGAGUUAAAUCCGACCUCUGUAUGAAUUUGUAUCAAAAAUA